CCCCUCCCAUUUCCUUCCCUCUGUCCCGUGCUGGAAUUUGCUCCCUCCCUUCCCAUCCUGCAUCCCACAGCCAAGGAAAGGCUUGGAGGCCCCCAAGUGCCUGGGAAGGGGGCCUGCCCCACAUCAAGGACUCCCCAGACCCGGGACCAAGAAAUAUAUCCAUCAUGGGGGUCAGCCAUGGCUGUUUGCUCUGCGUUAAAGUGAAAAUGUUUGUCUUCAAUCUCAUCUUCUGGCUGGGUGGCUGUGGGGUCCUCGGCGUGGGAGUCUGGCUGGCCGUUUCCCAGGGCCGCUUUGCCACCUUAUCGUUCUCCUUCCCAUCGUUGUCAGCCGCUGGCUUCUUCAUGGCAACUGGGGCGAUCAUCAUGGUCGUGGGCUUCCUUGGAUGCUUGGGGGCAGCCACAGAGCACCGCUGCCUCUUGCUCACAUUUUUUGUGGUGCUCUCCACUCUCUUCCUCCUUGAGCUGGUUGGAUUGCUGAUUUUUGUCACUUGUAGAGACAAGUUUGACAAAUAUGCCCAGUCUAACCUAAAGGAAGGUCUUAAGCUGUAUGACACAGAUGACAACUUGGGGUUAACCAAAGCUUGGAACCACGUCCAGAAUGAGUUCCGUUGCUGUGGUGUUCAGAGUUACACGGACUGGUUUGAGGUGCGCAACCAGACGUGGGUCCCUCUGUCCUGCUGCUUACAGCAAAGCGACACUUGCCAAGAGGACAGCACCAGCUGGUGGAAAGAGCCCUGUUAUGAGAAGGUGAAACUCUGGUUAGGAGAGAACAUUUCUGCAAUGGGCAUCUUUGCUGCCUGCAUCAUCGUUGUCCAGGUCUUGGGCAUUGUGUUCUCCAUGCUGAUGUACUGCCAGGUUCGGAGAGCAGAGAAGUACUAUGACUGAACCCCUCUGAGCUACUCCUUGUAGCUCAGGGACAUAAGUAAAGGUUUUUCAUUCGAAGGAGCUACUUUGCUUUCUCCACUCAGCCCCUUUCUUCUCAUCUUUCAAGACGUUCCCUUCCCAUGCUAUUUACAGACAGAAUGUGUUACCUGCUAAGAAGUAUUUUCACCCCAGGAUAGUCCCCCCUCUCCCCUCUAUUACUUUUUUAAAAUUCCCUGUAUCUCUUUUUAACCAUUGAGGCUCCCCUCCCUUUCAAACUUUAUCCUAUAUAGGUCCCCCCCCCCCAAUAUCUUUUAUCAUAAUCUCUCUCUCCUAACUCUGCUGCUUUUGUAUAUAACAGAACUAUACCAAGUACAAAUAAACACCUUAUAAUCACAA
Molecule: messenger RNA, 1259 nt
Organism: Anolis carolinensis (green anole)
Lineage: Eukaryota; Metazoa; Chordata; Lepidosauria; Squamata; Anolidae
Product: tetraspanin-4
Exons: 8
Coding region: 165-884 (239 amino acids)
Cellular component (GO): plasma membrane
Source: RefSeq, a predicted model, not a curated record